GGGAACUCGGCCCGGCACUCGGGGCACGAGACGUGAGACUGCCGGCUGUCCCAGAACUGGGUGAUGCAGGGCUGGCAGUAGCUGUGCCCGCAGUCCAGGGUGAUAGCAUCGGCGAGGAGCUCGAUGCAGAUGGGGCACAAAUUCUCUGUUUGGAUAUCAAUGCUGGAUGCACUUGUGACCCUGAAGGAAAGACAGAGAGAUUUGAAAAGCCAUUUGGAGUGGCUGAAAGAUCCAGAGCAACACAUGCACAGAUAAAGUCGUCCAUAAUUCUUACUCCCUAAUAAUUGGUUACGCGUUGGGGUGUUUUAUUGUGAUUGGUUUGGAAGGAGUUAGGGGGUGGGGUUUGUACAGAUCAGGAAGUUUGUGAAGUUUGAAAAGUUCUUAGUUCCCGGAAAUGUUGUUCACUAUGACCGCUGUGGGAUUCGUCACUCCACCCUCGGGGCGAUUAUAUCCCUCCGGAAUCUCGGGUUGGUCCAGCCACGUGUGGGAAGCCUUGGCCGUGGGGAUAAUAGCUGUCAGCGUGACCUCUUGGAUAGCUUAUCGGAAAGGGAGGUUUGAUGGCCCUAGGUCAGAUCGCAGAGGCAGCCUGCCAGUGGAAGUGUUGCUGCAGGUGGUCAUUCUUGCAGGAGCCGUGUUUGCCUCGUAUUUGAAUGGCUCCCAACGAGGCCUGUUUACUGUGAAAGGGCCAGAUUACCCCGCUGUGGCCCAUGUAGGUGACGACGUGGUACUCAACUGUUUGGUGGUACCCUUCAGACAGGAUGAGAAGCUGCAAAUAGAAUGGAGGAAUCUGGACUCUGGAGCUACAGUCCUGAAAUGUCUGGAUGAUCAGAAAGGGCCAUGUCCAUCCCACAGGGAUGGAUCCCACCUCUUUGAAGACCAGCUGGCGGCUGGAAACGUGUCGAUCAAACUGCUGGAGGUGAAGGGGUCUGACGCUGGGAGGUAUCGGUGCACUGUCAGCUCCAACAGCCAUUCCAGCCACGUGGAAAUGGGGCUCAGCAUUAUUGCCUUUGGGAUGAAGCCGACUUUGUCGAUAAUGGAGUUCAACGAGAGCAGUGUCCUUUACGUUUGCCAGUCCAAGGGCUGGUACCCCGAACCCGACGUUACCUGGAAAGACAGCUCAGGGAACAGCCUGGUGCCACUGUCGACAGUAACCAAAACAAGAGAUGAGCAGGGACUGUAUAACGUGGAUAUCCAAUAUCAGGCAACAGAUGGCAUUUCACCCUCUGUGACCUGCAUCAUCAGCAACAGACUGCAAAAUGUAAAGAAGGUGACGACUGCACGAGUAGUAGAUUUUCUUCCGCACUCUCAGUUCCGUGUGAGUGAAGCCGAAUGGAGCAGGAUUCACAGUUGCUCAGUUUCUUUGACACUGGAUCCAGACACAGCGAAUCCCUGGCUCGUCCUGUCAGAGGGGGGGGCUAGCGUGUCAGACAGUAACACCCGGCAGCAGCUCCCCGAAAACUCCAAGAGGUUCCUGGUCAGCCACUGCGUCCUGGCCUCACAGGGCUUCACCUCUGGCAAGGGCUACUGGGAGGUGGAGGUGGGCCAGAAGGACACCUGGGACCUGGGCCUGGUCAGCGAGACGGUCAACAGGAAGGGCAAGGUCAAAGGGGUGCCCGGGGCCGGGCACUGGAGCCUGAGCCACCUCGGCGAGACGGAAUACCAGGCGGUGGACUCACCGCCCAGGUCCCUGGCACUGCGCCGGAACCCGACUGUGGUGGGGGUGUACCUCAACUACGAGCAGGGGCAGGUGUCCUUCUUCGAUGCGGGGAGCCGGCUGCACUUGUACACCUUCACCGUCAGCUUCAGCGGGAGGCUGCACCCCUUCUUCUGCCCGGGGUUACACGACUGGCAGAAGAACUCCGAACCCCUUCGCCUGCGCAAUCCCAAGGCAUCGAGCUCGGAGCCAGGGUGGAGAGACUGGGAUCGAGACACGCGAGGUUGAGGGUCGGUGGGGUGGGGGUGGGGUGAUGGGAUGAUGGGGUUUGCGAGGAUGGAUACAUUUCUCAGCUCUUGCGAAAGGCGAAUGCGGCACUGAGCUAGGCAAAGUGAAGAGGCCAGAGGCCCAUGAUCCCAACCCCAAUCUUUAUUUUAUUCCUUCGUGAGAUGUGAGCGUCGCUGGCAAGGCCAGCAUUUGUCCCUCAUCCCUAAUGGCCCUUGAACGGAGUAUCUUGCUCGGCCAUUUCAGAGGGCAGUUAAGAGUCAACCACGUUGCUGUGGGGUUUGUGGAGUCACACCUAGGCCAGACCGGAUAAGGACGGCAGAUUUCCUUCCCCUAAAGGACAUUAACAAACCCUUUUAGUGGAUUUUUACAACAUCUGAUGAUAGUCGUCAUGGGGAAUGUCACUAACUAGCUUUCAAUUCUGGGUUUUACUCAUUGAAUUUAAAUUCCACCAGCUGCCAUGCUGGGAUUUGAACCCGUGUCACCCACAGCGUUAGCCUGGGCUCCUGGAGGGUCUCUUGUCUCCCUCCAUUCAUCUGUGCAGGACAGGGAGGUCCCAGGUCCCGGUCCCUUCCACAACUUCAUAUGCAGUAAGCUACUACAACAACCUGCAUUUACAUAGCCUCUUUAGUGCAAUGAAACAUCCCAAGAUGCUUCACUGAAGGGUGAUCCAAUAGCAUCUGAUCCUGAGCUACUUCUGGACAUAUGAGGUCAAGUGACCCAAAGCUUGGUCAGGGAUAAGUUCUAAGCAGCAUCUCAGCCAAGCUGCACCCAAGUAUCUCAUCCUUGUUUGCAAACUACCUCCCCCCACCACCCCGGCCUCGCUCUGUCACCCUCUGAGAUCUCCGCACUCCUCCAAUGCCUUGAUUUCAAUCGCGCCAUCAUUGGCGGCCGUGCUUUCAGCUGCUUGGAUCCUAAGCUCUGGAAUUCUCUCCCUAAACUUCCCCGCCUCUCUUUCCCUCCUUUAAGCCCUACCCGAAACCUACCCCUCCGACCAGUCUUUUGAAAUCACCUGCCCUGAUAUCUCCUCACAUCACCCCGUGUCAGCUAGCUGCCCGGUUUAUACUGUCAUGAAGUGCUUCGAGGUAUUCUAACUGUGGUAAAGGUAUGGCUGAAAUUCAAGUUGUUCACUAAUGCUGCAGGUAUUGUGAAAUAUGUAUUUUGUUUGUGAUGAGAGGUCUUGUGGCACAAUGGGCAGCCUCCCUACCUCUGAGCCAGAAGCUUCAGGUUCGAGUCCCGCUUGAUGGCUGAACAGAUUAAUUAUCAGCCUGUGAAUCCUUCCAAUACGCCUGAUGGCCAGCGGUAAGGGCGGGAGAGUUUCCUGGUCGGCCAUACUACAGGAAGUAAUGGCCAAUGGAAAGUCAAUGGUCGCCAUUCCCCUCGGGUGGUACCUGGGGGAGGAUAGUUUGUGACAGGCUCUUGGCUGAUACUUUCACCCCAGCAAUGCUGAUGCAUGAUGGGAAUCCACAUCAGAUGUUUCUCCCACAUUGCCUGCCUGCUAAAUUUAAUGCUGGAAGACGGUGGGUCAGGAGGAGAGUUCCUGGCCUGCUCCUGGAGUGUUGGUGCAAACCCCUGGCCUGGGUCUGGGAAGUGGAGCACAGCUGGACCUGUGUCGUUCUGUAACAGGCUGAGAGAGAGAGAGAGAGAGCGAGCCAGUGAUUCGAAGCCAGUCAUGAGGUUUCACACAAUGGACACACGUUCAUUCUUGGUGCCCUUCCUAAUCCAACUUAGGUGGAAGGCUUCAGAGGCCUACUGAAAACAAGCCCCCACCACCAACACCCACCCCACCCCUCCAACCCCCACUAACAAAAGGAGGAUAGAACUGAAGGCAUGACCACAGUUUUCUCGAUCAAAGAUUUCACUCUACACAUUUAACCUGAGUGCGUUCUCUGUAAAUAUUAGCCAAUUCAGAACAGGGGCCAUUCAGCCCAUUAUGUUUGUGCUUGCUCCUCCCAUUCAAGCUCUCUCUCUGAUCCCAUUUCCUAAUAACCACCAACGCCUCCUUUUCAAGUACUGCUACAGUCCGCAACUAGUGAAGAAGUUGAUGGUAAUGGUCACUUGUGUUAGCAGAAUUAAUAGCCUAAUGACCCUUUCCAGGCAAGAUUCUCUUCAGGACUCCCCCUAGCCACCUGCCACCACCCCCCCAACUCCCCCCCACCCCCCCCCCCACCACCGAGUUUUAAAUAUGGAGGGUUUCUGCCCCAGCUAAAGGCAGUGCGAAAUAAUCCUACCUGAUUUACCCUCUUCAGCCCUUCUGCAAUCUGGAAAACCUCAAUUAGACACCAGAAUACCCAUUACACAUCUCCUUCGGUUGACCAGAGUUUAUUUAAUUGUUUGAAAAUGUUCUCAGGAAUAAGCUCCUUAAACAGUUCUCCAAAAUUACCAGGUUUCCCUCUUUGUUAAAGGGCUCAAACUUCCCUUGUUGGGUUGCGCUGGCUAAAGGAGAGUUUGUUUGUACAGUUUCAGCCUUGUUUUCUGACAGGUGCUGUUUCACAUUGGCAUGAGCUCAGUGACCUCUUGUAAAUAAACAGCCGCUGUGCAUAGUUGGCGAGUGAA
This is a messenger RNA of Carcharodon carcharias (great white shark), 4495 nucleotides long. Its product is annotated as butyrophilin subfamily 1 member A1-like. Lineage: Eukaryota; Metazoa; Chordata; Chondrichthyes; Lamniformes; Lamnidae. The transcript has 9 exons. Bases 395 to 1942 code for a protein of 515 amino acids. Gene Ontology annotation, molecular function: protein binding. The record is from RefSeq and is a predicted model, not a curated record.